Messenger RNA from Pichia kudriavzevii, 1185 nucleotides. RefSeq lists its product as uncharacterized. Gene Ontology annotation, cellular component: extracellular region; fungal-type cell wall; cell surface. Lineage: Eukaryota; Fungi; Ascomycota; Pichiomycetes; Pichiales; Pichiaceae. The transcript has a single exon. The coding region runs from base 1 to 1185 and encodes 394 amino acids. Gene Ontology annotation, molecular function: glucan endo-1,3-beta-D-glucosidase activity; 1,3-beta-glucanosyltransferase activity. The record is from RefSeq and is a predicted model, not a curated record. Gene Ontology annotation, biological process: cell wall organization.
AUGUUACUCACUUCAGUCUUGCAAUCUCUCGCUUUAGCGCUCUCUGUUUCGGCAUCUCCAGUCGCUCAUUUACAUCAUGCCCACAAGAGAGAUGUUGUUCACGUUACUGAAACCGUUAUGGUUACUGUUGGUGGUGCAAACACUAACUUUGAUCAAGCUCCAGCUGCUACUCAAACAACCAUUGAUUCCCAACCAACUGAAGGUACUCAAACAGCUUAUGCUUAUCAAGUUACAGUCUUGCAAGAUUCAGAUGAUAAUAAUACUGCAACUGCUUCAACUUCAACUCCUGUCAAAAAUUUUGAAACUCAAGCUGCUGCUGCUGCUGCAACUUCUUCUGAAGAAACAACCUCUUCUUCAACCUCUGCUGCUCCAGCUUCAACUUCUUCCUCCUCCUCUUCUAAUGAUGACACCUCUGGUGCAUUUUCUGCAGGUUCUAAAGGUCUCACCUAUUCUCCUUACAAUUCAGAUGGUACUUGUAAAGAUUUAGAGUCGGUUAAAUCCGAUUUGGAGAAAUUGGCUGAUUAUUCUUUAAUUAGGUUAUAUGGUGUUGAUUGUAAUCAAGUUGAAAAUGUUUUACAAGCAAAGAAAGAUGGUCAAAAAUUAUUCCUUGGUAUUUUCUUUGUUGAUCAAUUAGAAGAAGGUUUAGAACAAAUUGCUAAUGCUAUCAAUUCUUAUGGUUCUUGGGAUGACGUUCAUACUGUUUCAAUUGGUAAUGAAUUGGUUAAUGAUGGUUCUGCAACACCUUCUCAAAUUGGCUCUUAUGUCUCUCAAGGUAGAUCAAUUUUAAAAUCUCAUGGUUAUAAUGGUGCUGUUGUAUCUGUUGAUACUCAUGUUGCAAUUAUUAAUAAUCCUGAAUUAUGUCAAUAUUCAGACUAUAUUGCAUUCAAUGCUCAUGCUUAUUGGGAUGGUUCUAUUGUUGGUGCAGAUGCUGGUCCUUGGUUAUUAUUACAAAUGCAAAGAGUUUGGUCUGCUUGUGGUGGUAAGGAUGUCUUAUGUACCGAAUCUGGCUGGCCUCAUGCUGGUGAUAAUAACGGUGUUGCUGUUGCAUCAAAGGACGUUCAAGCUGCUGCAAUCAAAUCCAUUCAAACCACUUGUGGUGAUGAUACUAUUGUCUUUACUGCUUUUGAUGAUUUAUGGAAACAACCAGGUUCUAAAAACUGUGAACAAUAUUGGGGUAUUUACUAA